Molecule: messenger RNA, 1356 nt
Organism: Rasamsonia emersonii CBS 393.64
Lineage: Eukaryota; Fungi; Ascomycota; Eurotiomycetes; Eurotiales; Trichocomaceae
Product: ATPase the helicase subunit of the Holliday junction resolvase
Exons: 1
Coding region: 1-1356 (451 amino acids)
Biological process (GO): DNA-templated DNA replication; regulation of DNA repair
Cellular component (GO): nucleus
Molecular function (GO): DNA binding; ATP binding; single-stranded DNA helicase activity
Source: RefSeq, a predicted model, not a curated record
AUGACGUUACCUCAGACACCAAAGCGAAAACGAUCAGAACCAUCGACGGCUACCGCAGAAGCAGAUGGCCCAGCAAAAAGACCAAAGACCAGCGCGUUGGAGAAAGCUGCUCCGUUGGCGGAACGCAUGCGCCCCAAAACCCUCGAUGAGAUCUGUGGUCAAGAGCUCGUCGGUCCCAAUGGCGUCCUCCGCGGUCUGAUUGAGCAGGACCGAGUCCCCAGUAUGAUCCUGUGGGGCGGAGCAGGCACGGGAAAAACGACAAUUGCCAGAGUCAUUGCCUCGAUGGUGGGCAGCCGGUUUAUCGAGAUCAACAGCACCAGCACCGGGGUUGCGGAGUGCAAAAAGAUCUUCUCGGAAGCACGAAGCGAGCUGAGCCUAACCGGGCGCAAGACGAUUGUCUUCUGCGAUGAGAUCCACCGAUUUUCCAAGUCCCAGCAGGAUGUCUUUCUGGGGCCUGUGGAGAGUGGCACCAUCACGCUCAUUGGCGCUACGACGGAAAACCCGUCAUUCAAGGUCCAGAGCGCCCUGCUGUCGCGGUGCAGGACCUUCACAUUGUCGAAGCUCACAGAUGAUGACAUUGUCUCAAUCCUGAACCGGGCCCUGGAGGUCGAGGGACCCAAUUAUUCCCCCUCAGAACUGGUCGACCAGGAACUGAUUCGGUACCUGGCCACGUUUGCCGACGGGGACGCAAGGACCGCGCUUAACCUUCUGGAACUGGCCAUGGACCUGUCGACGCGCCCCGGAAUGACCAAGGAGGACUUGAAGAAAUCGUUGACUAGGACGUUGGUCUAUGACCGGGCCGGCGAUCAGCACUACGACACCAUCUCAGCGUUCCACAAGUCGAUCCGAGGCAGCGAUCCAGAUGCCGCCCUCUACUAUCUGGGUCGGAUGAUCCAGUCCGGGGAGGAUCCUCUGUUUAUCGCGCGCCGUCUGAUCGUGGUGGCAUCCGAAGAUAUUGGCUUGGCGGACAACAGCAUGCUGACGCUGGCCGUCUCCACCCACAGCGCCGUUGAAAAGAUUGGACUCCCUGAGGCCCGCAUCAAUCUUGCUCAUGCCACCGUUGCCAUGGCCCUGGCGAAGAAGAGUACGCGAUCCUAUCGGGGGUUGAACAACGUUUUUGCGGCGUUGGAAGAGCCUGGAGUUGCCGGCCUGCCUAUCCCCUAUCACCUGAGGAACGCUCCAACGCGGCUGAUGAAGGAGCUAGGGUAUGGCAAGGAGUACAAAUACAACCCCAACUAUGUGGACGGAAAGGUAGCCCAGGAAUACUUGCCGGAGAAGUUGCGUGGACGACGCUUCCUCGAGGACCACGAUCUGGGGCAGCAGGUGGACCCGGACCUGUUUACCCAGCAGGGAUGA